UCCCUGGCAGUGGAGGAGGCCAUGCUGCAGUGCCUGCUUCUGCUCCUGGGCUGCGUCCACUCCUUGCACUCCUUCCCAAAGUCCCUGGCAGUGGAGGAGGCCAUGCUGCAGUGCCUGCUUCUGCUCCUGGGCUGCGUCCACUCCUUGCACUCCUUCCCAAAGUGUGUGUUUACACAUAUUUUCCUUCUUUUUCUCCAGGAGCUGAGGGAAAUCCAUAACAAACAGCAGCUCCAGAAGCAGAAGAGCUUGGAAGCUGAGAGGUUGAAACAGAAAGAACAGGAAAGAAAGACAGUAGAGCUGGAAAAGCAGAAAGAAGCUCAGAGGCGAAUCCAGGAACGGGACAAGCAGCGGCUGGAGCGGGGACAGCCAGAGGAGGAGCCUCAGUGGCCAAAGAAAGUUCAGGAAGAGGAAAAGCAAAAAAGGGAGGACAUACCUAAGAAGAAGGAAAGUGAGGAGAAGGGGAAGCAGGAAAUGCAAGAGAAGCUGAGUAAACUCUUCCAGCCCCACCAGGAGCCAGCCAAGCCAGUCCAGGCUCCCUGGUCCAGUGCAGAAAAAGCUCCUCUGACCAUUUCCGCUCAGGAGGAUGUAAAAAUAGUGUAUUAUAGAGCUCUGUAUCCUUUUGAAUCCAGAAGCCACGACGAGAUCACCAUCCAGCCCGGAGACAUCGUCAUGGUGGAUGAAAGCCAGACUGGAGAGCCAGGGUGGCUCGGGGGAGAACUGAAGGGCAAGACUGGCUGGUUCCCUGCCAACUACGCCGAGAGGAUCCCCGACAGCGAAGUGCCCGGCGCGGCCCGGCCGGCGGGGGAGGCUGCGGCCCCCAAGGUGUCCGUGCAGGACAGCAGCACCCCCCUGGCAGCUCCUGCCCCCCCCGAGGCUCCUGCCACCGCCAACAACUGGGCAGACUUCAGCUCCACGUGGCCAAGCAACCCCAGUGAGAAGGCCGAGAGUGACAACUGGGACGCCUGGGCAGCCCAGCCCUCCCUGACGGUGCCCAGCGCGGGGCAGCUGCGCCAGCGCUCGGCGUUCACCCCCGCCACCGUCACCGGCUCCUCCCCGUCCCCUGUGCUGGGCCAGGGUGAAAAAGUGGAGGGGCUUCAAGCACAGGCUUUGUAUCCUUGGAGAGCCAAAAAGGACAACCACCUUAAUUUCAACAAGAACGAUGUCAUCACAGUCCUGGAGCAGCAGGACAUGUGGUGGUUUGGAGAGGUCCAGGGACAAAAGGGGUGGUUCCCCAAGUCCUAUGUGAAGCUCAUUUCAGGCCCCAUAAGGAAGUCAACGAGCAUGGAUUCUGGGUCCUCAGAAAGCCCUGCUAGUCUGAAAAGAGUAGCAUCCCCAGCAGCAAAGGCCACGAUGUCAGGGGAAGAGUACAUUGCCAUGUACACCUACGAGAGCUCGGAGCAAGGAGACCUCACUUUCCAACAAGGUGACAUGAUUCUGGUGACAAAGAAAGAUGGUGACUGGUGGACGGGCACGCUGGGUGAUAAAUCAGGAGUUUUCCCAUCUAAUUAUGUGAGACUCAAAGAUUCUGAGGCUCCAGGAGCAGCUGGGAAAACGGGAAGCCUAGGGAAGAAACCUGAAAUUGCCCAAGUUAUUGCCUCUUACACAGCCACGGGCCCAGAACAGCUCACUCUGGCUCCUGGGCAGCUCAUCCUCAUCAGGAAGAAGAAUCCAGGUGGUUGGUGGGAAGGAGAGCUCCAAGCCAGGGGGAAGAAGCGCCAGAUCGGGUGGUUUCCUGCCAACUACGUGAAGCUGCUGAGCCCGGGGACCAGCAAAAGCACCCCCACCGAGCUGCCCAGGGCAGCACCUGCAGGUGAGCCUGGCCUG
Messenger RNA from Empidonax traillii (willow flycatcher), 1824 nucleotides. RefSeq names its product intersectin-1-like. Gene Ontology annotation, molecular function: protein binding. The annotation marks the transcript as partial. The record is from RefSeq and is a predicted model, not a curated record. The transcript is spliced from 13 exons. NCBI's taxonomy places the organism in Eukaryota, Metazoa, Chordata, Aves, Passeriformes, Tyrannidae.